ACGGUUGUGGUGAGUGUGGGUUUUUCCUUCAUAAGAAAUGUGCUGAGCUACAAACGGAGAUCAUUAAUCACCCCCUCCACUCCGAGCACCCUCUCACUCUUCAUUUGGAAGAUUAUGCUCAUAAUAGCUGUAAUGUUUGCAGGAAAGUUAUCAGAUUUUUUUAUCGAUGCAAGUCUUGUGAUUUUGACCUUGACCUUAGAUGUGCUAUGCAUCCUCAAUUUGUUGCUCAAGAGUUUCAAAAGCUUCAACAUUUUAGCCACGAUCAUCCAUUGAUACUUGUUGAAGAUAUUGAACAUCAAACCAAAUAUGUAGUCUGUCCAGGAUGUACGGAACCCAUGUACAAGUCAAGUCCAUUCUAUUCUUGUCCCAAUUGCAGAUUUCUCCUUCACAAGAAAUGUGCAGAGUUGCCUCUUAAGAUCAAUCACCCUGGCCACCGGAAGCACCCUCUAAAGCUUUUGACCAAACAUUUACCACAUCAAGAGAAAUGUUCUUGUCAUUUGUGCACCAAGUCUUAUGAGGGAUUUGUUUAUUAUUGUUCUGUUUGUGAGUUUGAUUUCAAAGCUACGGAUGCUUUUUUGCAAACAAUUAGAGCUGAAAUUCAUGAACAUCCGUUGAACCCUAUUUCAGGCACAGUUUCAUUUAUCUGUAAUGCAUGUGGAACGGAUGGAAGUCAUGUUUGCUUUACAUGUGCUGAAUGCAGCCUUAUUAUUCAUACAGAUUGCACUUCACUUCGACGCACCAUCAAAAUAAUAAGGCAUCCACAUCUACUUUCUCACAUCUAUUUCUUUCAAGAUGAGGAAGCUGGAAAACGUGAAUGCAAUAUUUGUCAUGAUGAAAUAAAUCUGGGAUAUGGGAGUUACUGCUGUUCAGAUUGUAACUAUUUUGCUCAUGUAAAUUGUGCAAUUGAUGAAGCUCUUUUGGAAGAUGAAAGGUCCAAACCAUCAGAUGACUUGAUUGCUAUCUCUCCUGCUUUUCAGGAAAUCAAACCUGGCGAGAUAAAGCAUUUCAGCCAUAGACACAACUUAAUAUUGAGUGAUGAUGCGGUUGAGGAUGGCCAAAGUUGUGAAGGUUGCAUUCGUUCCAUCUCUACAUUUUACUAUUGUGCACAAUGUAAUUUCUUUCUCUGCAAGUGCUGUGUUCAUGGGUUACCCAAGGAGGUGCGUCACUGGAUUUGCAUGCACUUAAGAGAACUCUUUUUCUAUUCCAUCUUUUAUUGUGACCAUUGCGAGUUUUGGAGUAGUGGGUUUGGCUACCAUUGUAAUGCAUGCAACGACAUUAUGUGCAUCAGGUGUAAUGAAAUUCUUGACACUCGUAGUGAAAUUAUAGAUGGACGAGAGCACUUCCUUUUCUUUGACCACAAAUACAUAGGGAAAUGUUAUGGUUGUGAUGAUUAUGGUUUUGGGCGCAGUUUUAGAUGCGGGGACAAAAAAUGCAAUUUUGCCUUGAAUUAUAGAUGCCUUGUGCUACCAAAAACAGCUUCGUACAAACAUGACAAUCAUGCUCUCAAGCUUACUUUUCGCGAUGAUCAUGAUCUAAGUCAAUGUUGUUGUGACAUAUGUGAAGAAGACAGAGAUCCGAAACAUUGGUUUUAUCAUUGUAGUGAUUGCAAUGUUUUUGCUCAUCUUGAUUGUGUCCUUAGGGAAUCCCCAUUUGUCAACCUCUGGAAACCAUUCCAGAUUGAUGAUCAUGAACACCCUGUCACUUUGGUGAAGAUAGAUUUUGACCCACCUGAAUGCAACUUCUGUGGUGAGCCUUGUAGUGAUGAUCUAUCCAUUCAAUGCAAAGAGCCAGAUUGUACCUACAUAAUCCACUCAAAGUGCUAUUGGAAGGAUAGAAAUGAUCGGAAUUGGUAUCUUCUACACACAGACUGAAGAGCUGACACUGGUAUUGUUCUUGUGAUAUUAUGUAAAUGAUAUAUCUCAUUUGCACUUCGUUUUGUUCUCAACUGAUUUUUAAGUUUAGUUUAAUCUUCUAGCUGUCGGUUGAUGUGGUCGGACUAUAACUUUUCAACCAAAUAUGUGAUAUGACUAUUGUUUGAAAUUUGAAUGUAUUGCUAUAAAUAGUUGUUCUUUCU
Molecule: messenger RNA, 2074 nt
Organism: Rubroshorea leprosula
Lineage: Eukaryota; Viridiplantae; Streptophyta; Magnoliopsida; Malvales; Dipterocarpaceae
Source: the annotation of a GenBank genome assembly